AGUCAGCUGUCAUCCUGAGCUAGCGGCAGCGGGAUGGCAGCGGCCUCGGGGUCUUCGGACUUGGCCGGCUCCGGAGCGCCUUCGCCUGGCGGGGGAGUACAGGCGGCGCCGGCUGAGGAGGAGGAGCGGGAGGUGGUACGGGUCCGAGUCAAGAAGUGUGAGAACUUCUUGCCGCCUGAGUUCCGGUCCUUCGCUGUCGACCCCCAGAUCACAUCUCUGGAUGUAUUACAGCAUAUCCUCAUCCGAGCUUUUGACUUAAACGGGAAAAAGAACUUUGGCAUCAGCUACCUGGGCCGGGAUCGUCUCGGGCAGGAAGCAUACCUCUCACUCCUAUCUGACUGGGACCUGAGCACGGCCUUUGCCACUGCCUCCAAACCUUACCUACAGUUGCGUGUGGAUAUCCGGCCCACCGAGGACAGUCCACUACUGGAAGACUGGGACAUAAUCAGUCCCAAGGAUGUCAUUGGCUCCGACGUGCUGUUAGCUGAGAAACGGUCAUCGCUGACGACAGCUGCCCUACCCUUCACACAGUCCAUCCUCUCUCAGGUGGGUCGCACCUUAUCUAAGGUCCAGCAGGUGCUAAGCUGGUCAUAUGGAGAAGAUGUCAAGCCUUUCAAGCCACCCUUGAGUGAUGCUGAGUUUCACAUGUACCUGAACCAUGAGGGUCAGCUCUCCCGCCCUGAGGAAUUGCGCCUGAGGAUCUAUCAUGGUGGGGUUGAGCCCUCCCUGCGAAAGGUGGUGUGGAGGUACCUGCUGAACGUUUACCCAGAUGGGCUGACAGGCCGAGAGCGGAUGGACUACAUGAAAUGCAAGAGCCGCGAGUAUGAGCAGCUGAAAAGUGAAUGGGCCCAGCGGGCAAGCCCCGAGGAUCUGGAGUUUAUCCGCAGCACAGUCCUCAAGGAUGUGCUGCGAACCGACCGGGCUCACCCCUACUAUGCCGGGCCUGAGGACGGCCCCCACCUGCGGGCACUACAUGACCUGCUUACCACCUACGCUGUCACCCAUCCACAGGUGUCCUACUGCCAGGGUAUGAGCGACCUGGCCUCACCCAUUCUCGCCGUCAUGGACCACGAGGGCCAUGCCUUUGUCUGCUUCUGUGGCAUUAUGAAGCGCCUGGCUGCAAACUUUCACCCGGAUGGCCGUGCCAUGGCCACCAAAUUUGCUCACCUCAAGCUGCUGCUGCGGCACGCCGACCCUGAAUUCUACCAGUACCUGCAAGAGGCGGGCGCAGAUGACCUCUUCUUCUGUUACCGGUGGCUGCUGCUCGAGCUGAAGCGUGAGUUCGCCUUCGACGACGCCCUCCGCAUGCUCGAGGUCACCUGGAGUUCCCUGCCCCCGGAUCCUCCGGAACAGGAAGUUGAGCUCGUUGGACCCCCCAACCAGAUAGCCGACUCUGGCUUCAGUAGCCACAGAGGGCGACCUAUGCGACAGAGGCACAUGCUAAGGCCUGCUGGUGGAGAGGGUGGUGCCUUUGAGGAUGCUGUUAAUCACUUGGGCACAGCCAGCCAGGGGCCUGGAACCGGGGGGCGUCUACUGAGACAAGCCAGCCUCAAUGACCUCCAGCAAUUCAGGGAUAACACAGGCACAAGGAGGGACCCCCUGGUCCAGUUGCCAUGCUCAACAGCCCUCAUCAGCUCUAAGUCCCUCUCCGAGCCCUUGCUGAACUCCCCAGACCCCCUGCUCUCCUCCUCUUCCCGACCUGACUCCCCAUCCUCCUCGUCACCACCAUCUACCCAGGAGGCCUCUCCCGCUGGUGAUGUGGCUGCCGGAUCCCCCUUGAUGCAAGAGGAGGCCUCUCCUCAGGACCCUGGGAAGUCCCUGCCACCCCCGCCACCAUUAGGCCUGCCCCCACCCCAGGAGUUUGGCCGGGGGAACCCAUUCAUGCUCUUCCUCUGCCUCGCCAUCCUGUUGGAGCAUCGGGACCACAUCAUGCGCAAUGGGCUGGAUUACAAUGAGCUGGCCAUGCACUUCGACCGCCUUGUGCGAAAGCACCACUUGGGCCGCGUCCUCCGCCGGGCCAAGGCUCUCUUCGCUGAUUACCUGCAGUCGGAAGUGUGGGACUCUGAGGAGGGGGCUGAGGCCACCGCCCCAUCUUGAUCAGGCUCUCUCCAGCUAACACUUCAGCCCCACCAGGUCUCCGUUCUCAACCAUCAGGGCCUACACGUGAGAUUCCACCUCCUUGCCUGCCAACCCUACUAGACCUGUUGGGAGUGUGGGGCCCGCUCCCCAGGCCUGAGUGUGUGGGACACUACUUAGGCACUGCCCCAGGGAGGCCACAGCCUCUAUCUCUGGUUUUGUUUUGUCUUGUUUUUAACAACUGUACUUUGCACACAUGAAAGUCA
This is a messenger RNA of Echinops telfairi (small Madagascar hedgehog), 2342 nucleotides long. It is a transcript of the gene TBC1D25, whose product is annotated as TBC1 domain family member 25. The record is from RefSeq and is a predicted model, not a curated record. The transcript has 6 exons. Gene Ontology annotation, biological process: activation of GTPase activity; regulation of autophagosome maturation. Gene Ontology annotation, cellular component: autophagosome. NCBI's taxonomy places the organism in Eukaryota, Metazoa, Chordata, Mammalia, Afrosoricida, Tenrecidae. Gene Ontology annotation, molecular function: GTPase activator activity. The coding region runs from base 34 to 2097 and encodes 687 amino acids.